AUGUCACUUAGCCGGUGCAUUUUGGGGCUGGCCUGCCUGUGGCAUGGCGUCAUUGCCAGCCCACCGGGUGCCGUCCCAUCCAACAUCCCAAUUGCAACCGACCUCCAGACAGCAGCAGCAACAGUCGCACAGCCCAUCGCAAACUCUGCUGCUGCCCCGCGAAAGCUACACGGCAAAUUUCUGCACAUUACUGAUUUGCAUCCAGACCAAUUCUACAAGCCGCACUCCUCCACAGACGAAGCCGAUGCCUGCCACCGCGGCAAAGGGCCUGCGGGCGUCUACGGCGCCGAGGUCUCCGAUUGCGAUACGCCUUUCGCCCUCAUAAACGCGACCUUUGACUGGAUAAAAGCCAACAUCAAGGACGGCAUUGACUUCGUUAUCUGGACCGGUGAUACCGCCCGCCAUGAUAGUGACGAGGAGAUCCCCCGCAGUGCCGACCAAGUUUUGGGUACCAAUCGCUGGAUCGCUGACAAGAUCACCGAACUCUUUUCCGACUCAACGGGCCAAAAUCUCGAAAUACCCAUAGUGCCGACCUUUGGGAACAAUGACAUCUUGCCGCACAACAUUCUGCUCCCGGGCCCGAACCCGUGGCUGCAACACUAUAUGCAUCUGUGGCAUCGCUUUAUCCCGGAGGCACAGCGCCACAGCUUCCAGUUCGGAGGAUGGUUUUACGUCGAGGUCAUCCCGAACAGGCUCGCCGUCUUCAGUCUGAAUACUCUGUACUUCUUCGAUCGCAAUGCCGGGACGGAUGGCUGCGCCAGCCCUAGUGAGCCUGGAUACAAGCAGAUGGAGUGGCUGCGCAUUCAGCUUCAGAUCAUGCGGGAGCGCGGCGUCAAGGCCAUCCUUACGGGCCAUGUCCCUCCCGCGCGGACGGAUAGCAAGAAGCUGUGGGAUGAGAAUUGCUGGCAAAAGUACAGCCUCUGGUUACGCCAGUAUCGAGAUGUGGUUGUCAGCGGCUUGUACGGCCACAUGAACAUCGACCAUUUCGUCAUCCAUGACGAGCAUGACAUCAAUGUUGGCAUGAUUGCUGGUUUGGCCGAUGAUAGCAUUGAUACUCGGGAGGCUAUGGACGACGAGCUUACAGUCAUGGGGGCAGCCGACUACCUACAAGAGCUGCGACAGAACUGGGCCAAACUUCAACCGCCUCCCACCGACUCCAAUAACCCUGGCAAGGUGAAGGGAGGCAAGAAGGGAAAGAAGGGCAGGAAGAAGAAGUCCGACUUGUGGGGUGAACGAUACUCCCUCUCGCUCGUCAGCCCCAGCAUCGUUCCCAACUACUACCCUGCCCUGCGUAUCGUCGAGUACAACACGUCGGGAUUGGAAGACACGCCCCUUUGGAGGGAAUCCGCCAAGAGCGUCAUGAUGCCAAUCGAGCUGGAGCAAAACGACAGGCAGAAACACCUCAACCUCAAGCGACAACACCUUCCCCACACCGAAGAAGAAGAAGCAGACAACGAGAUCGACGCUUACAAGAAAAAGGGGAAGAAGCACAAGGGCGGUGACUCCAAGCCCAAAGAGCCCGACUUCAUCAUUCCCCACCCCCCUGCGAAGAGCUCACCGCCAGGACCGGCCUACUCCCCACAACCCCUUACGUUGACCGGUUACACUCAAUACUUUGCCAACCUUACACAUAUCAACAAUGUCACGACCGAGGACCUGUCGGCGGUUUCAGAUCGUGAUGAAGAGGACGAGACAUGGGUAGAUUGGCUUCUCCGCUGGCGCAAAGGAAGACACGGCAACAAGAAGCCCACCCAUCCGGAGCCGGACCCGCGCCAAUUCAAUUUCGAGGUGGAGUACAGCACCUUUGACGACAAGCUGUACAAGCUGGGUGAUCUUACGGUCAAUAGCUAUGUUGAGCUUGCGUACCGGAUAAGCAAGCAGCCCAAAAAGGGCAAGGCUAAGGGUGUGGAUGUCACGUAUGAUUCCGAGGCCCAAGAUGAGGAGGAUGCUGAUCUCUUUGAGGAGGUUGAAGAGGAGAACGAGGACGAUGAUGAGCUGAGUGACGCUGAGGAUUCCGAAGAAGAUCCGGAUGACGAAGAUUUGGAGACGGAGACCAUCAAGAAGCACGAAAAGAAGAAGAAGGGUGGCAAGAAACACAAGAAGAAGAAGGGGAAGAAGAAGAAACAAAACAAGAUCUGGAUGCACUUCCUCACCCACGCCUUUGUCAGCACGGUGGAGAAGGAUGAUCUGAAGAAGUUUACAUGA
Sordaria macrospora k-hell is the source of this 2205-nucleotide messenger RNA. RefSeq lists its product as uncharacterized. NCBI's taxonomy places the organism in Eukaryota, Fungi, Ascomycota, Sordariomycetes, Sordariales, Sordariaceae. Gene Ontology annotation, cellular component: fungal-type vacuole; membrane. The record is from RefSeq and is a predicted model, not a curated record. Gene Ontology annotation, molecular function: endopolyphosphatase activity; phosphoric diester hydrolase activity; exopolyphosphatase activity. Gene Ontology annotation, biological process: polyphosphate catabolic process.